Molecule: messenger RNA, 5494 nt
Organism: Hevea brasiliensis (rubber tree)
Lineage: Eukaryota; Viridiplantae; Streptophyta; Magnoliopsida; Malpighiales; Euphorbiaceae
Exons: 26
Coding region: 185-5197 (1670 amino acids)
Biological process (GO): regulation of transcription by RNA polymerase II; regulation of cell shape; cytoskeleton organization
Cellular component (GO): nucleus
Molecular function (GO): protein binding
Source: RefSeq, a predicted model, not a curated record
UUUUUUUUCAAAGAAUCCCUCCAUUUCGUUGUUCAUUUCAUUUUCUCUCCUUCCCUGCACAGGAAAGAAAACCAACAACAACCAAAUUUCAAAAAUCUCUCAAUCUCUCUGCACCACUGCUCUGAGUGGAAGGAGCUCGGCGUUUCUUUAUCUAAGCAUAUUCUAUUUGAGAUUGUACCAAAAAAUGGACUUCUGGAAGUGUGCAUCUUCUAUUAGUAAGGCACCUUUAAGUACUUCUAAUAAUGCGGUGGAGAAGUCCCAGAUUGAACAACAACAGAGGACUGAUGUAGAUGUAGACCUUAGAGAAGUUUACUUCCUGAUUUUGCUUUUUCUUUCUUCUGGGCCUUGCCAAAAGAGUUUUGGACACUUUUGGAAUGAGCUUUUAGAGCAUGAGCUUCUACCUAGAAGAUAUCAUGCAUGGUUUUCAAGAAGUGGUGCAUGUAGCGGAAAUGAUGAUGAUGAUGGUGUCUCUCUUCCAUUGAGUUAUAAUAAAUUGGUGGACAGGUAUCCUCAUAUUGAGAAGGAUCAUUUGGUGAAGCUUCUGAAGCAACUGCUACAGCAUAUAGCCCCUCCUGUGCCUGACAAGCCUGGAGUACAUCCUCCAAAUGCAGCUGAUGUUCCUACUUUACUGGGAUCUGGCUCCUUUUCGCUUCUGGAUUGUUUUAGGAGUAUGAAUAAGCAAGCUAAGUCUCCGCCUGUGCACCUGCGUUGGCCUCAUAUGCAGGCUGAUCAGGUGCAUGGUUUAGGUUUAAGGGAGAUUGGUGGAGGUUUUACAAAGCACCAUCGUGCUUCAUCCAUUCGCUCUGCAUGCUAUGCUAUUGCUAAGCCAUUGACCAUGGUGCAAAAGAUGCAAAACAUAAAGAAGUUGAGGGGACAUCGUGAUGCAGUCUAUUGUGCUAUAUUUGAUCGCUUAGGUAGGUAUGUGAUUACUGGCUCGGAUGAUCGUCUCGUCAAGAUUUGGUCCAUGGAAACUGCAUUUUGCUUAGCAAGCUGCCGAGGGCAUGAAGGUGACAUUACUGACUUGGCUGUAAGUUCAAACAAUGCUUUAGUGGCUUCUGCUUCUAAUGAUUUCGUCAUCCGAGUAUGGCGCUUGCCUGAUGGGUUGCCAAUAUCAGUAUUGCGAGGGCACACUGGAGCUGUUACUGCCAUUGCAUUUAGUCCCAGGCCUAGCUCUGUCUACCAACUUUUAUCGUCAUCGGAUGAUGGAACUUGUCGAAUCUGGGAUGCUAGAUAUUCCCAGUGCAGUCCACGAAUUUAUGUGCCAAAACCUUCCGAUGCUAUUUCUGGUAAGAACAAUGGUCCAUUUAGUAAUGGAUCCUCCUCAAGCAAUGGUUCACAGAGCAAUCAGAUAUUAUGUUGUGCUUACAAUGCCAAUGGAACUGUCUUUGUGACUGGUAGCUCUGAUACUUAUGCAAGGGUUUGGAGUGCCUUUAAAUCUACUACAGAUGAGUCAGAACAACCAAUUCAUGAGAUGGAUGUAUUAUCUGGGCAUGAAAAUGAUGUCAAUUAUGUUCAGUUCAGUGGCUGUGCUGUGGCUUCAAGAUCUUCAUUGUCUGACACUUUGAAGGAGGAGAAUGUUCCCAAAUUCAAAAAUUCCUGGUUCUGUCAUGAUAACAUAGUCACUUGUUCUCGUGAUGGUAGCGCAAUUAUAUGGAGUCCUAGAUCGCGCAGAUCCCAUGGAAAAUGUGGACGUUGGACUAAGUCAUAUCAUCUGAAAGUUCCACCGCCCCCAUUGCCUCCUCAACCUUCCCGAGGAGGUCCGCGUCAAAGGAUUCUUCCUACUCCUCGUGGUGUUAAUAUGAUUGUGUGGAGCUUGGAUAAUCGCUUUGUGCUUGCAGCUAUAAUGGAUUGCAGAAUAUGUGUUUGGAAUGCUGCUGAUAGUAGCUUGGUACAUUCUUUGACUGGUCACACUGCAUCUUCUUAUGUUUUAGAUGUUCAUCCUUUCAACCCUCGGAUAGCUAUGAGUGCUGGAUAUGACGGAAGAACAAUAGUCUGGGAUAUAUGGGAGGGCAUUCCUAUUCGCACAUAUGAAAUUGGACUAGGACGUUUCAAGUUGGUUGAUGGGAAGUUUUCGCCGGAUGGAACAUCAAUAGUUCUUUCAGAUGAUGUUGGCCAGAUACAUUUACUGAACACAGGCCAAGGGGAGUCCCAGAAGGAUGCCAAAUAUGAUCAGUUCUUCCUUGGGGACUAUCGGCCCCUUAUCCGGGAUUCUGCUGGAAAUGUUCUUGAUCAGGAGACACAGCUCCCUCCACAUCGAAGGAACAUUCAAGAUCCUAUUUGUGAUUCCAGUAUGAUUCCAUACCCGGAACCUUAUCAGACCAUGUUCCAGAAACGUCGACUCGGUGCACUUGGUAUUGAAUGGCAUCCUCCAUCCAUAAAAUUUGCUGUUGGUAUAGAUUUCAAUUUGGGCCUGGAUUAUCAAAUGCCUCCUUUGGAAGAUUUGGAUAGAAUGAUUGAGCCACUACCAGAGUUCAUAGAUGCCAUUUACUGGGAGCCUGAAAAUGAAGUCAUAAGUGAUGAUGCUGACUCGGAGUAUAAUGUUGCAGAGGAAUGCACCAGUGAAGGAGAACAAGGUAGCAUGUGUUACAGCUCUGCCAUUGAUCCAGAUUGUAGUAUGGAGGACAGUGACAUUGAACAUAGUCAGAAAGAUGGCCCUCGCAGGUCAAGAAGAACAAAACAAAGAAUUGAAGUGGUCGAGUCCUUUGGGAGGCAUGUCAAGAAGAGGAAUUUGAAUGAGCGUGAUGGCCUGAUAUCUGGAAGUAAUGGAGCUAAGAAAUUAAAAAAUGGCCGGAAAGUCUCUAAGGGAAAGUCUUCCAAGGCAAAGUCAUCCAGACCUCAGCGUAUUGCAGCACGCAAUGCUCUAAAUAUGUUCUCCAGAAUUACUGGAACAUCUACAGAUGAAGAUGUUGAAGACGAGUCGGAAGAUGAUACAUCCAGCAGUGAAUCAGGGCUGCAAGAAUCAAACAUUCAAAGAAAAAUAUCUGAUAAAUACUUGCAGAAUAUGCAAGAUAAAUAUACAAAAGAAGAAAAUAUAGUCAAACCUCAGGAACUCCCUGAUUCUCAACCAAAUGCUGGAAAUAGGAAGAAAUUAGUCUUGAAGCUUUCACUUCGGGGUUCUAAGAAACCUGUGUCUCCAGAAGACAGAAUGCUCAAUGUCAAGAGACAGGUUAAUCAUAUGAAUCUGGGUCCCAGGCCUCUUCCAGAAACUGAAAUCAAUUUAAGCUCCAAAGAUCCAGGGUCAUCUUCCUCACAUUGGUUUGAUGUGGAUCUGUCCCAAAAUCAGAAUAAUCAUGUCACUGGUAUAGGUAAUCCUGAAAAGGUUGAGGAUGACAUGGAGGGAUCUUCACAUGACAAUGGAAGCAAAAUCAGAUGGGGAGAGAUCAAAAUCUGUACUUCCAAGAAUUCAAGAUCAGGAGAUGCAAUGCCAGGUAAUGCAUCCACUGGAGUCAAUACUAGUUAUGAUGCACACAAGGAGAGAAGGAUUGAUGUUAAUGGGGAUGAGGAACUGUUUGAAGUGGAUCAAGAUGGUGCAAGAAUUGAAGAGCCUGUUCCUUCAGGUGUAAUACAAAGUUCUUUGGCAUUUGUGUCAUCUUCACUAGGCGAACAUCAAUCAAAAUGUGGUGCUUCUGCCAGCAAUUGUGAUGAAGCUUCUGAUGAGGGAGACAAAGACUGCAGUAAUCUUGAUUCAGUGGAAGCAAGAGAAUGUGCUGGUGUAAACCUUUGUGAGGGACUGAAAGAGAACCCUCUUCCUAAGUUAACAAAAAUAAAAAUGAGAACUAAAGGGACUUUGGGGGAUUUACGGACUCCUUCCAAAAUUAAGUUUAUGAGAGCUGUGGAUGAUUUGCAUCAAGAUGCAGUUGAUAUAAUGUCUGAAGGUCCCUCAGAGCAAAAUCAACUCUUAGGAGUACCAGGAAAAGGUGAAGGUUCUGUUAGAUCAGUUUCUUUAUACAAUGUUCAUGAAAGGGAAAAGUCACAUAAGAGCAUUGCUGAUUUAGAACAUUUAGAUUAUCUUGUGGAAGAAGAUGUGUCAGAUGCAAUGCAUAGAACAAGAUCAAUGAAGAUGAAGGCAACUUCUUGGCAGCAAAAUGAUGUGAACCAUAAUUUAAGGUUCAGAUUGGGUCAUGAAUUGGUGGGAGCAUCAAAUAAUGAUGGUAUUGAGCUCCAAUCUGAAGAAAGGUUGAUGAAUUCAAGAAUUGCAGUAAGAUCAAGGUCUGCUAGAAACAGGCGAGGUGAUAAUUGCUCAAGUUCUUUGAUUUCUAGGAAACCAAGUCAACCUGCAAGGAAAUUGUCAUGGCUGAUCUUGUCAAAACAUGAGGAAGAUUAUCGUUAUAUCCCUCAGCUAGGCGAUGAAGUUGUGUAUUUGAGACAGGGCCAUCAAGAAUAUAUUGAAUCAACAAACUCAUCAGAAAUAGGUCCUUGGAAUUUUAUUAAGGGAUACCUUGGUGCCGUGGAAAUUUGUAAGGUUGAAAGCCUGAAUUAUGCCCCAGCUGCUGGUUCUGGGGAUAGCUGUUGUAAAGUUAUACUCAGAUUUAUAGAUCCUUCAUCUGGUGUAUUUGGUAAAGCAUUCAAAUUGACCCUGCCUGAACUGAUCAAUUUUCCCGAUUUUGUUGUUGAGAAAACAAGGUAUGAUGCUGCUGUCAGUAGAAAUUGGACCCAUAGGGAUAAAUGCCAGGUGUGGUGGAAGAAUGAGAAUGGGGAAGGUGGGAGUUGGUGGGAGGGUAGAAUUCUUUCUUUAGAGGCGAAAUCUGAUGAAUUUCCUGAUAGCCCUUGGGAGAGAUACUUAAUUCGAUACAAGGCUGACCCGCUUGAAAACCAUCGACACAGUGCUUGGGAACUGCAUGAUCCUGGGACGAAAUGGGAGCACCCUCAUAUUGAUGUCAAAAUUAGUAAUAAGCUACUAUUUUCUUUUGAUAAAUUAGAGGAGUCAGCGAGCACAAAUCAGGAUAUUUAUGGAAUUGAAAAAUUGAAUGAAGCUUCUCAGAAGUUGGAUUUCUUUAACAGGUUUCCAGUUCCUCUGUGUCCCGAAAUUAUCCGAUCAAGGUUAGAAAACAACUAUUACCGUAGCAUAGAAGCAGUGAAGCAUGAUGUACAUGUGAUGAUGGAAAAUGCACAAUCUUAUUUUGCCAAAAAUGCUGUGCUAUCACACAAGAUGAAGCGUCUAUCAGAAUGGUUUUCAAAGAAACUGUCAAAACUGUGAGAUAUUUCUCCUUAUUUAUUUCAAACUGCACCUUCUUGCUCAUUGUUCCAAUUUUUGUAAAUCGAAUCCUUCAUAGCUGAUGAUAAAACAUCGGUACACCUGACGAAAGGGAAGUGUUGCACUCCAUUUUGUCAAAAUGGGAGGGUUAAUGGAUUGAUGAGUUACUCUCAUUGUAUAGCCUCACAAAUAGAAAAGAAAAUUGCUGUUCAAUUUUGGUUUUUAGCAAAAAUGUCGCUGGUGAACUGAUUUCAGGUUAAUUUAGUUUGCAAAAUAAGUUGAUAUUAUGUUAAACUCAAA